Spirodela intermedia is the source of this 890-nucleotide messenger RNA. The record is from the annotation of a GenBank genome assembly. NCBI's taxonomy places the organism in Eukaryota, Viridiplantae, Streptophyta, Magnoliopsida, Alismatales, Araceae.
AUGCCCAGACAGGCCCCUGUCAUCAGCGUGACCAGGGACGAGAUCGAGAGCUUCUGGCGGCGGAAGAGGAUGGAGGAGGAAGACCACCUUCUCGCCGCCCUCAAGGCCGCCGCCAGGAUCAGGGCCCGUAACCUCAAGGUAAUUCUCUCUCUCUCUCUCUCUCUCUCUCUCUCUCUCUCAACCCAGAUCACAGAUCACGAUAAUCCAAGAGCAAAACCUGCGAUUAUAAGCAGUACGAAGUAUCAAGCUGUUGGGAUGUGAUUGCUUUUUCGGUCUGAUGAUCUUCAGGAAGAAGACUACAAACUCUUCGAGGCGUCGCUCGAGGGGAUCCUCACCAGCGGCUGCGACAGCAAGAACUGCGCCGCCAACCAGGAAGCCCCGAAGAAGGGCAAGGAGCUUGGAGCGGUCAUCAGAGAUUGGUAAGCUCUCGUCCCCGAGCCCCAGAUUCUCGGUAGGCAAACCAGGGAGGCGAUCACGCCGCCGCCUCCCAAGAUGACGUCUUUCGUCAGCCUGCCCUUCGCGUUACCCUGUGUUCGUCAUCAAUCUUUAUCUUCUUCAAGCAAGCCCCCGUGGCGGAUAGAGAUGACCGUCGUCUUCCUCCUCUCUGCCCCUCUAAAUAUUCCGACAAUGACAACCUCCUACCCUUCUUCCUCGCAAUCACAGAGAAAGAGAAAGAGAAAGAGAUAGAGGGUUUUAUAUACAUGGAAUUCUCUUUGGGGAUGCGUAGGUGGACGAAGAGCAAAUACGCGUAUCUGAACCAGCCGGCGGUCCAGUCGAUGGAGGCGGAAGCGGCACGCCACCGGGCCACCACUUUCACCCCCAGCUCUUACUUCUGGGCCACCGGCGCCGUCCCCGCGCCGAGGCCCCCACCGGCUCUCGGAGUUUUCUAA